UGACGGUUUAGCUACAGCCACAUUUACAGCAACGCCACAACUGCCGCUUUCAAGAUGGCGGCGCCCGUAAUAGAAACAUGCCAUGUAGCUUGUUGUGCAAAUAGGACACCAAAUGUUGUUUCUUGGAGUCGUGCAGGCACUAUUGCUUUUGGGACAUGUAACUCCGUGGCUCUGUACGACCCACAGGAGAGACGAGUUGUUGCCGUGCUGAAUGGACACACAAGUAGAGUGAAUACAGUCCAGUGGAUUCACAGAAAGGACUGUGCUCCAGAGAGUCAUCUUGUCUCAGGAGCCUCAGACAACCGGCUAAUCCUCUGGGAGGCUCAAAAUGGGAAGUUCAUCCUGUCAGUGGAGUGUAAGGGACAUACUGGUCCAGUUUGUGCUGUGGAUGCCAUCUAUGUGGAGGACUCAAAGAUCCUGGUGGCCUCCUCUGCAUCAGACUCCACACUCAGACUGUGGCAAUUUAAUGAAGUCAAAGAAGCUGAGUGCCUCCAUACCUUAUCAUUUGGCAGCAGUUUCAUGAUGGAUGUCUCUCUGGCGCUGUUACCAGGCAGCAGGGUUCCCAUACUGGCCUGUGGGGGGGAUGACUCUCAGGUGCAUCUGUACGUGCAGUCCAACGGACAGCUCCAGAAAGCCAUGUCACUUCAAGGACAUGAAGACUGGGUUCGUGGAGUGGCAUGGGCAUCUCUAGGUGGGGAGCUGUUAUUAGCCAGCUGUUCACAGGACUGUCUCAUUAGAGUGUGGAGGCUGUGUGCCAAGUCUGGGACAGACGCCCGCACAGAGGACGAUCACACCAUCAUCAAAAUGAAAGAGGACAUUUUUGAAGUGAAGGAGAGAGUGUUUGCUGUAUCUCUUGAGACGGUCCUUGCAGGCCAUGAGAACUGGGUCUAUGGAGUCCACUGGCAGCCACCUCUCUACAAAGGUGGUGAGCUGAAACAGCCUCUCAGUCUGCUCUCUGCCUCCAUGGACAAAACCAUGAUCCUCUGGGCUCCUGAAGAGGGAUCUGGAGUCUGGGUGGAGCAGGUGCGUGUAGGGGAGGUUGGAGGCAACACUCUGGGUUUCUAUGGCUGCCAGAUGAGUCCGGAUGGCUCCAUGAUUGUGGCUCACGCUUUUCAUGGAGCGCUACAUCUCUGGUGCAAACACCAAGAGAAAGAGGGAGAAUGGAGGCCUGGGGUUGUGAUAUCGGGUCACUUUAAUGCAGUCCAGGACCUGAGCUGGGAUCCCGAGGGUGAGUUCAUCCUCAGUGUGGGCUCAGACCAGACCACCAGACUCUUCACUCCAUGGAGGAAACAAGAUGCCAAACAGGAAACCUGGCAUGAGAUCUCACGGCCGCAGAUCCAUGGAUACGACAUGCAGUGUCUUGCCAUGGUUGGAAGGUUUCAGUUUGUGUCUGGAGCUGACGAGAAGGUCCUGCGAGUGUUUCAAGCGCCGCGGAAUUUUGUGGAGAACUUUGCUAAUAUCUCUGGGAGCUCCAGAGAAAAGCUGUUGACAUCUACUGACUGCGCCAGCCUUCCAGAAGGAGCCAGCACACCUGCCUUGGGUCUCUCCAACAAGGCUGUAUUUCAAGGCGACCUUGUCCCAAAAACCAAUGAAGAAGAAGGGCAGUUCAACAGCUUAUCUGAUCAAUACCGGGAGUCUUACUUCCACCCGCUUAUCAUGACUGAGCCCCCACCAGAGGAUCACCUUCUCCAGAACACACUCUGGCCUGAGGUACAGAAACUGUACGGCCAUGGCUUUGAGAUGUUCUGCCUCGCUGCAGACAGCGCUAGGACGGUAGUAGCCUCUGCAUGCAAGGAAGAAGAUAUGGCUAGGAGGGAGAAAGGGAAGACAGUAUAUAAAACAAGGAGAAAUACAGCAUCUAAAGCUGAGCAUGCAGCAGUUCUGCUGUGGAGUACAGCCACAUGGCGUCAGCUGCAGACGCUGCCCUGCCAUUCCCUCACCGUCACCCAGAUGGCCUUCUCCCCCGAUGCACAACUCCUUUUGGCCGUGUCCCGUGAUCGCACGUGGUCUUUAUGGAGACAGAACCUGCCCACGCCUGAAAGUCCAGAGCUGCAGUUUUCGCUGUAUGCACACACAGGGAAGGACACAGCCAUACACAGCCGAAUAAUCUGGUCAUGUGACUGGAGCCCAGACUGCAAAUACUUUGUGACAUCCAGUCGGGACAAGAAGGUAAUAGUGUGGGGCCCGUGCAGAUUAAAGGACUCUGGAGACUCUGUGCUUCCUCCUGAGAUUCAGCCAUGUUCUUCCAUCUUGGAUGUGGGUGAUUCUGCUACUGCUGUGGCCUUCUGCCCCGUGCUUUGCUCCGAUAACAGCUACCUGCUUGCAGUUGGCCUGGAGUGCGGCAGGAUCUUGCUAUACAGAUGGAGUCCUAGCCAGGAGGCUGCUGGAGGACAUGACUGGAGCAGCUGUGGAGCAACGGACAUGUCACAAAGCCACUCUUUAGCGGUCAAGAGGCUUCGCUGGAGGCCGAGGCCCGGCCGGGCAGGUCGAGACGACGACAACAAGAAGGAUGGACAGACUGACAGUGAGAGUGAAAUCAAGGGGCAGAGCUCCUGGGUCCAGCUUGCCAGCGCCAGUGCCGACCACUCUGUCAAAAUCUUCAACAUCAACAAACGGGCUCUUUAGCACCACCAACACUGACACUAUUAUGUCUCUCACACGCAGAGAGACACUUGGACUGAGGGCCACAGGCCUGACUGUGGCACCAAGGCCACAGCUGCUUGCUGGCAAGCCAUUCAAUCCCUGUGACAGCCAGUUAAGUCAUGGGUCAGUCGCAGGACAAACCCACAGCACACAUGCCCUGCAGUGUGUCUGCACACAGCUGAACGGAUUUGAUGGGUGGAAGCAAGAUGGUGAACACACCAUGACCCUAGGGUGGUAUUUUGCUUCAACAACACUUCAUAGUGUUUUAGAUUCAGAGAAGAUGACACUGCUGGAUCACUAUACAGAUUGCAUAUUUAGAGUGGUUAUCCAAGUAAACAUUUAUACGGUAAACGGAUGCUUUUCAGUAAGAAAUCAAGUAAGUGAUCACGCUAUUCUCCCUGGUUGUUAAGGGUGUUAUUAAUCUCUCAGAUAUGUGUAUUUGUUUUAUGAAAUUAAUUGGUUUGUAUAUCCAAAUUGUCUUUGGUCUCUCAAUGAUGUUCAUGAAUAAAGUCGCUGUUUCUGCCAGGCA
Molecule: messenger RNA, 3172 nt
Organism: Micropterus dolomieu (smallmouth bass)
Lineage: Eukaryota; Metazoa; Chordata; Actinopteri; Centrarchiformes; Centrarchidae
Gene: elp2
Product: elongator acetyltransferase complex subunit 2
Exons: 23
Coding region: 55-2625 (856 amino acids)
Biological process (GO): tRNA wobble uridine modification
Cellular component (GO): elongator holoenzyme complex
Molecular function (GO): protein binding
Source: RefSeq, a predicted model, not a curated record